Episyrphus balteatus (marmalade hoverfly) is the source of this 4906-nucleotide messenger RNA. RefSeq names its product phosphatidate phosphatase LPIN3 (gene Lpin). Lineage: Eukaryota; Metazoa; Arthropoda; Insecta; Diptera; Syrphidae. The coding region runs from base 1359 to 4463 and encodes 1034 amino acids. Gene Ontology annotation, cellular component: nucleus. The record is from RefSeq and is a predicted model, not a curated record. Gene Ontology annotation, molecular function: transcription coactivator activity; phosphatidate phosphatase activity. The transcript is spliced from 13 exons. Gene Ontology annotation, biological process: cellular response to insulin stimulus; positive regulation of transcription by RNA polymerase II; triglyceride biosynthetic process.
GUUGACCGUUUUCUUCAAAAAAAAAAAAACAAACUUUUAUUUCGUUUAGUAUUAGUAUUUAGCUUGUAACACGUCCUACUAUUCGUUCAGUAAGAGAUCCGCACUUGUUGGCGUUGUAUCGUCUGUAUAAUAGCGAAAUCUCUCAAGUCGCAUUUAUAGCAUUAAAAAAAGCAACAAAAAAAACAAAAAUAAUAAAAAAAUAAACAAGUUCGAAACGAAAUACAAAAAAAAAAAGUAGAAAAAAGCUUUUGCCUCCCUUUUUUUUUGUUAUGAAAUACACAGAGCCUAACAAGUUUUCACUCAAAUACUAACCGUUGUACUGUGUGUACUGUGUGCUCUGGGCUGUGCUAAGUUUUAGUUUGUGGACUUUAAACCUAAUUUAAAGUUUAAAACGCUAGAAACCUAGCCAAUCUAUAUAUUCUAUCUAAUCUAAACAAAUGCAAUUUACGAAUUAAAAAACAAAAUCAAGAGUGUGAUUUAGUUAUUGAGAAGAAUUUAAACAAAUUAAAUUGAAUUAAGAAAAAUUUAUGCUUGCUCGUAAUUUUCUUAAAGUGCGUUCAUUUGUUUUUGUUUUGUAUAUCUCGCUGAUUUUUUGUUUUGAAAUCAAGUGCAAUUUUUUGUUUUUUUAAUGAUUUUGCAAUAAAUCAUUUCUUCUAAGAGAAACAAAAAAAAAAGUGAUCUUUGAUCAUCUCUGAGUGAGAGUGAAUGAGCGGUGGAAAAUAUCCUAACCUCCAGUAUUUUUUGAAAAAUAAUAAAUAAAGUACUUUAACGGAAGUAUUUUUGUUUCUGUACAAAUAAAAAGUUAGAUAUUCCCAUUUAUUGUUAAAAACUUCACACAUACAUUUUUUUAUUCAAGAAGUAUUAAAAAAAAAGUGAAAGCAUGCUCUUUUGAUCAUUAUCUCUUAAAAAAAAAAACUGAAAACGAGCACGAAAGUUAGUUAAUACGAUACAGAUAACAAACACUACUCUUAUCUGUCAACUGUCAAUCUUUAGAGUCUAAACUUUAGAACCGAUUCAAAGAGUACGAGUAACAUCAUCAAUGUUUAUGGAUUAAAAUUUAUGUUUUUUUCCCCGUUACGUCAUUUUAAAGUUACCCACAGCAGCUGUUUAAAUAAGUUACAAAUUACUUCGUUAACAAAAACAAAAAUAAGUCAACCAGCUUCAAGCUUGAAAACAAAUAAAAAUAAAAUUCAAGUAAAAAAUGGAAUAAUUGAAAAACACCAAUUUUUGAAAAUAAAGACCGACAAAAACUCUCUCGUAUUCGAAAACAAACCAAAAUAAUUUUAUUUAUUCGAAUACUGUCUUCUUAAAAAGAAUCGAUAAAAAGUCUACGUUAAUACUCUAUAAAAAUUAAAAAAAUGAACAGCUUGGUUAAAGUAUUUAGUAACUUCAAGGAGUUCUAUAGUGAAAUAAAUGGAGCCACCCUAACAGGAGCUAUUGACGUAAUUGUUGUCGAACAACCAGAUGGUGAAUUUCAAUGUUCUCCAUUUCAUGUGAGAUUUGGAAAAUUAGGUGUUCUAAGAAGUCGCGAAAAAGUGGUUGACAUUGAAAUCAAUGGUGAGCCAGUUGAUAUUCAUAUGAAAUUAGGCGAAUCCGGCGAAGCUUUCUUUGUUGAAGAGUGUGCCGAAGACGAUGUUGAAGAGCUGCCAGACAAUUUGGCAACAUCACCCAUACCCAGUGAUUAUUUCCCCAACAAAUACACUGAUGUUGAUAUCGACGAUGCCGAUGAAAAAGCCAAAAAAGCUAGUGAAGACAUACCGAUGUCCUUGCCAUUGCCAAGACGAAAUUCAAUUGAUUUUUCCAAAGAGAGCACUAAAGAAGACACCGUGCCCAAAUAUGAGAAUCAAGUUUCUGACUUUAGCCAUAGGAGGCACACUGACAAUGUCUUGGAACGCCGUAACUUAAGUGAGAAAAUUAAGGAAUAUACUACACAAAAAAUUCGGCAAGAAUGGGCUGAACACGAGGAGCAAAUAUUCCAAUUUGAUGUCACCGAAAAGAAUGAUUGGAGCAACAGUACACUGAGACUGGAAGAGCCUUCUUCAAAAUCCUUACCUGUUGAGUUGAAGUUGGAAUCUGUUACCUCAGAGCAGGAUAAGCAGCAACAGAAGCCUGAAAUUGCAACAAUAAAAUCACUAACAACUGAACCAGCUGAAACAAUUAAAACCGAAUCAGCUACAACAGCACCUACAACCAAAGAAGCAACAAGUGCUAUAGUUACUGACCUACGCACUGAUAGUAUUAAGGAAGAAUCAAAGAGCAAAAAGAAACGACGCAAGAAGUCUCAAAUGAAAAAGAAAAAUGCCCAGCGUAAGAGUUCAUCGAGUAGUUCGGUUGGCAGUGCCAUUCAAUUGGAAACCAAUGAAGUCGAACCCGAUGCGGUUUCAAUGUCAAACAAUACCAAUUCAUCGAAUGACGAAUCACCUACAAAAACUGACGAAACCAGUGAGACUAUUGCUCCAAGUCCGAUAAGUGAAUAUCAGACUAGUCCCAUAACACCAUCAUCUCGUAUUCAAGAUUUAGAUAUACAUUUCUUUAGCGACACUGAAGUUGCAUCGACAGGAAGUCGCGCUGGUCGCCCCAGUACCCCAAUACAAAGUGACAGUGAAUUGGAGAUUUCGAUGCGAGAGAAAGACACAGAUGCGGACAUGAAUUCGGCUUCGUGGAAAUGGGGAGAAUUGCCCACACAAACUGAUGAUCAAAAAGACAUUCAACAGGGUCAAAGGAAUUCCAUGCUAAGUGGCAUGUUUAAUUUUAUGAAGAAGACCAAUAAGAUGCGUAAGAAUGCAACUGAUGGUGGAGUUUAUUUGUCGGAAUUGGAUGCCGAGGGUAUGGACCCAGAAAUGGCUGCUAUGUAUUUCCCUUUGAUUAAAGACAAUACAAUAAUUGGAAAUGAAGAUGAUAGGGAAAGUGGAAAUGGUACAAGUCUUCCACAUAGCCCAAGUUCGAUGGAAGGACCUAAAAGCUUGGAUUCUGAUUAUGAGGAUGGAAAAUUACCUCAGGAUCCAAAAUAUUUGGACUUUGUUGCAAUGUCAAUGUGCGGUGGAAUUGAAAAGGGUGACCCUUCGGAUGAAGAAUUUGACAGGAAUUUAAUUAAAUAUUCAGACGUCUGCCAAAAUCCAAGCCUGUUUUCCUCGCCAAAUUUAGUUGUUCGUUUGAAUGGUAAAUACUACAGUUGGGCUGCUGCAUGCCCCAUCGUCAUGACUAUAAUCACAUUUCAGAAGCCCUUGUCUAACGAUGCAAUUGAGCAACUCAUGAACAAUUCUAAAAUUGACAAUGCAAAAGCUGAAGGUGAAGUCGAAGGCAAUACAUCGGGUGGUGUUAAUGCUACUGCAGCCAAACGUUCAUGGUGGUAUUGGCGUCGUCCUGCUACAGGAAGUUCUGGUAAUUUGAAAAAUCCCAAAUUAGAUUCAAAGGACGAAGAAAACAAAGCUUUAGGAUUAGAUUCGGAUCAAGCUGCUGUGGCAACACAAACAUCUCGUCCAACCUCACCUGAUGUCAGUAUGAGUGAGAAUACUCUAAGCAAAACAGAAGAUUCCACUCUAAAUGCCGAAAACACUUCAGCGGCUGUUGAUAACGAUGAGCUCUCUCAAGAAUCCAUGUCAUCAACCAAAUUGGCUCUUAAAAAUGAAAAAUUCAAAAAAAGUUUAAGACUUAGCUCUGAAGCUAUUAAACAAUUAAAUUUAAAAGCAGGAAUGAAUGAAAUUGAAUUUAGUGUGACAACGGCUUAUCAAGGUACAAGUCGUUGCAAAUGCUAUUUAUACCGCUGGAAACACAGUGACAAAGUAGUCAUUUCGGAUAUCGAUGGAACUAUCACAAAAUCAGAUGUUCUGGGUCAUAUUUUGCCAAUGGUUGGCAAAGAUUGGGCACAAUUGGGUGUUGCGCAAUUGUUUUCGAAAAUUGAAGAAAAUGGCUACAAAUUACUGUAUUUAUCAGCGCGAGCUAUUGGUCAAUCGCGAGCUACUCGCGAAUACUUGCGAUCAAUUCGUCAAGGUGAUGUUAAAUUACCUGACGGACCAUUACUUUUAAAUCCUACUUCAUUGAUCUCAGCUUUUCAUCGUGAAGUAAUUGAAAAGAAACCUGAACAAUUUAAAAUUGCUUGUUUGUCUGAUAUACAAGCAUUGUUUCCUGAAAAGAAUCCUUUCUAUGCUGGUUAUGGAAAUCGUAUUAAUGACGUUUGGGCGUAUAGAGCAGUUGGAAUUCCUAUUAUGAGAAUAUUUACCAUAAACACUAAAGGAGAGCUGAAACAUGAACUCACACAAACAUUCCAAUCAUCUUACAUCAAUCAAUCACUGGAAGUGAAUGAAUAUUUCCCACCAAUCGAACGUGAUGAUAGCGAUUUAGAUGAAGAUUAUGACUGUGUAUCGGGCGAUGAAGACGAACUACAAUUCAGUCAAACCGAUGUAGAAGAAGAUUUAAAUGAUGUUUUCGACGAUGAUAAUUUUAAAACAGCAGAAAACGUUUAAAAGACAAAAAACAAAAAAAAAAACCAAAGUGCAAAGCGGAAUGACGACGCUAAUCAAAAAAUCAAGUCCAAUAAGUACCUUGAGAAAUACAUACAUAUAUGAAGAAGAAGCUAAACAAAAAUAAGAUUGAAUGUUAUAAAAUUAAGGAUAAACAAAAAUCGUAUUGUUGCAGUAUAAGCGGAUAACAAAAUGUGUUACUUAAAUGUGAUAUGCAUUACUUGUUAGGAUUAAGUUUAAAUUUUAAAUUUAGUUUAGACAAAAAAAAAAAACCUUAAGUGAUUGUAUUUUUUUCUCUGUGCAAUAAUUGUUGUUUUAUGUGAACGUAUAUAUUUUUUAAAGAAUGUUUUGUUAAGUCAACAAAAAAAAGCAAUCCAAUAUGUUUUUGGUAAGGUGAUAGAGAUUUAUUUGAAAAUAAAUGAAGGAGAUUUUCAUUUUUUGUUAAA